UCUAUUGCACAACUCAAUUUUGGCAGUUGCGGCCACAGCCUGUGGGCUGUGUGAUGUGCUCCGUUUCUUCAGCGGUGUCAGGUGAGACACUGGCUGUUUUGGAUCUCGAUGAGGGUAAGACUGGAAAAGAAAUAAAACAAUCCCUAGCAGCUCAGAUUGGUGUCACCAGAUUUCGGCAAAGGAUCUGGUUAGAAGAUUCGUCCAGAGAAGUUGAAGAUGAUGAGGUGGUGACCUCUGAGAAGCUACGGCUGGUGGUGUUGGAAUUUUGGCCACCAGAUUUUGAGGAAGACACAAAGAUGAUCGACGCAGCCAGGAACAAUGAGGUCGGAACACUUGAGAACUUGCUGAAAUGUCCUCGAAAUCCCAAUACAGAACUCGGAGGCGGAACUCCCCUGCACUACGCGGCCGCCCGCGGACAGAUGGACUCUCUUCGGCUGCUGCUGGAAGCCCGCGCGGACAAGGAUGCCAGGGACUCCGGACCGCAGGGCUGGACCCCCUUGCUGUUGGCAGCCCAAAAUGGCCAGGUGGACGCGGUUAGUUUCUUGCUGGAAGCUGGAGUUGAUGUAUCUUUGGCCACAUGUGAUCUGGGUGGAACCGUCUUCCACAUCGCAGCUGAGAGAGGGCAAACUGAGGUGGUCGACUUGCUGAUUCAGGCUGGAGUGGAGAAGGAGAGAGGCCGGACCCACGAUGGCGCCACCCCGUUGUACGUCGCGGCUCAGAAUGGCCAUGCUGGCAUUGCACGUUUGCUGAUUGAGUCCGGGGUUGACCUUGACCAAGUCAAAUUCGACAGUGGAGCAACUGCAUUGUACAUAGCAGCCCAAUUCGGCCAUGUCCCAGUUGUGCACUUGUUGGUUGAGGCCGGGGCAGACAUGGAGAAAUCAUUGAACACCUCAAGCACCACUGGAGCGACACCAUCGUACAUCGCAGCACACCAAGGUAAUGCGGAAGUUGUUCGCGUGCUGCUCGAGCAUGGUGCUGACUGCAACCAGGCUACAAUCGAUGAUGGAUUCACCUUGUUGCACAUCGCAACUCAGGAGGGUCGUGUUGAAGUUGUGCGUGUGCUGAUCGACUUCGGGGCUGACGUCAACAAGGCCAAAACGGACACCGGAGCCACACCGCUCUUUAUCGCUGCUCUCACUGACCAGGUGGAGAUUGCACGCUUGUUGCUUGAGGCCAAUGCUGAUGUGGAUGAACCCUUAAAUACCACUGGUGCCACGCCCUUGUUCAUCGCAGCUGGAAAGGGCCAUGUCGAAAUGCUUCGCUUGUUGAUUGAUGCAGGCGCAGAUAGGGAUGCGGCCACUACAGACUUUGGGGUCACACCUUUGUUCAUCGCAGUUCAGAAUGAACAUAUCGAUGCUGCUGGUUUGCUCAUUGAGUCGGGUGUGAAUGUGGUCAAAACCCUGAGUGUGGGUCAGCACUUGAAAGCCCCGAAGGCAUAGACAUCCCAUGGAAAAUGCAAUUUGUAAAUUAGGAUUUUGAAUUGCUACAUCUUGCUGCAUCUUGCUACUCAAAUUAAUGAUGCGGUCUCCGCAGCUCCGAGACCCUCUGUGGAUUUUGCAGGCAAAAGCUCUGGAUCAGCACCGUUGCAACAGCAUCCUUUUGUUCACAGAGCCCUGCGCGAAAAAGAACACAAACCAUCCAACAAGUUGUGCAGAUGCAGCAAGGUGUUUCAUGGUGUUCCAUGGUGUUUUCCAGCUUUUUGGAUCUUUUUGGUCCAAAAAUCAUGUCAUUCCCA
Cladocopium goreaui is the source of this 1735-nucleotide messenger RNA. The record is from the annotation of a GenBank genome assembly. Lineage: Eukaryota; Dinophyceae; Suessiales; Symbiodiniaceae.